Messenger RNA from Gloeophyllum trabeum ATCC 11539, 2303 nucleotides. RefSeq names its product T-complex protein 1 zeta subunit. Gene Ontology annotation, biological process: protein folding. Bases 53 to 1711 code for a protein of 552 amino acids. Gene Ontology annotation, cellular component: chaperonin-containing T-complex. The record is from RefSeq and is a predicted model, not a curated record. The transcript is spliced from 10 exons. Lineage: Eukaryota; Fungi; Basidiomycota; Agaricomycetes; Gloeophyllales; Gloeophyllaceae. Gene Ontology annotation, molecular function: ATP hydrolysis activity; ATP-dependent protein folding chaperone; ATP binding.
AGCUGAGCUCUCGAAAGUAAAAUCCUGGCUAAAGUCUUGCAAGCCGGCAGUCAUGUCCUCCAGUAUCGAGCUGAUCAACCCAAAAGCUGAGAGCGUUCGUCGCUCAGCAGCGCUUCAGGUCAAUACGACCGGCGCGAUGGGUCUUGCCAACGUCGUGAAAGGCAACCUCGGACCCAGAGGAACUCUCAAGAUGCUGGUAGAUGGUGCGGGCCAGAUCAAGAUGACAAAAGACGGCAAGGUGCUACUCUCCGAAAUGCAGAUCCAGAACCCUACCGCCGCCAUGAUCGCGAAGACAGCAGUUGCACAAGAUGAUCAGGUCGGAGAUGGGACGACGUCAGUGGUGUUAUUGGUGGGCGAGCUGCUGAAGCAGGCGGAUCGGUUCAUCUCUGAGGGUGUGCAUCCGACCGUGAUUGCAGAGGGAUUCGAUUUAGCGAAGAAGGAAGCUCUUGCGUUCUUGGAUUCGUUCAAGCAGCAGGUGACGUUGGAUAGAGCUACCCUAAUCAACGUCGCCUAUACGUCUCUCGCGACGAAACUCGACAACGCCUUGGCCAAGAAACUGGCCGCUGACGUAGUUGACGCUGUCCUCACCAUCCGACCCCCUCCCCCAUCAGAAGAUUCAGAGGACAAAUUCCGGGAUCCCAUUGAUCUGCAUAUGAUUGAGAUCAUGAAGAUGCAGCACCGGACAGCAUCCGAUACGCAACUCGUCCGGGGCCUCGUCUUGGAUCAUGGCGGUAGACAUCCUGACAUGCCCAAACGCGUCGAGAACGCGUACAUUCUGACCCUGAACGUGAGCUUGGAGUACGAGAAGACCGAGGUCAACUCAGGGUUCUUCUACUCCUCCGCCGAACAGCGCGAAAAGCUCGUCGAGUCCGAACGCAAGUUCACCGACGCAAAGUGCCGGAAGAUUGUAGAGUUCAAGAACCUGGUUUGCGACCAGGCGGUGGACUCGAAGGAGAAAAAGAAGAACUUCGUCGUCAUCAACCAGAAGGGUAUUGACCCCAUGAGUCUAGAUAUUCUUGCUAAGAAUGGUAUCCUUGCUCUUCGUCGGGCCAAGAGGCGGAAUAUGGAGCGGUUGCAACUCGUAUGCGGCGGCUCUGCCCAGAAUUCCGUCGAAGACUUGACACCCGACGUCCUCGGCUGGGCCGGUCUCGUCUACGAACACACCCUGGGCGAAGAGAAGUUCACAUUCAUCGAAGACGUCAAAGACCCGAAGAGUGUGACGCUGCUCAUAAAGGGCCCCAACGCAUACACGAUACAGCGCGUUCAGGACGCCCUCCGGGACGGCCUGCGCGCCGUGAAGAACGCGAUCGAUGACAACGCACUGAUCCCUGGGGCUGGUGCGUUUGAGGUGGCGUGUGCGGCGCAUCUGGCGGGGCCGGUGAAGAAGAACGCCAAAGGACGCGUGAAGAUGGGUGUGCAAGCCUUCGCGGACGCGCUGCUAGUUAUUCCGAAGACGCUCGCCCAGAAUGGUGGGUUCGAUGUCCAAGACGUUGUCGUUGCCUUACAGGACGAGCAAGCGGAGGGCAAUAUCGUCGGUAUUGACCUAAACUCUGGCGAGCCCUUUGACCCGACAGUGGAGGGGAUCUGGGAUAACUACCGGGUCAAGAGGCAGAUGCUCCAUUCAUGUUCUGUUAUUGCUGUCAACCUGCUAUCGACUGACGAGAUCUUACGAGCGGGGCGUAGUUCAUUAAAACCUGAGGGACAACAAUGAUACAUUCAAGCAUGUAAAUCUUAUCGUACUGCUAAUACGAGCUAUUGCAUUUCCGUAACGGCAAAUGUCAAUGAGGGGAAUUGCAAGUAAUCAGGGGGACAUGAAUGUGAGCGGAACUGAUACAGGAGCUGCAAGAUAUUAUUACAAUAAACAUAGUAUAUACGAAUGCGGCGGACAAUACGAUAACAUAGAAGUUACUUGAGAGCAUUGCUGAGCGUCUGGGUGAUAAAGAUAAACGAAUGCACGUCCAACAUACAAUCAGCAUAGCGUUCGGUUACUUGUCCGUACUCGCGUGAGUCCUAGUCAGCAUGAAUUACAGAGUUGAUCUGUACUGUAGACUUCGCAUGUUAUGCGAGAGAUAGGGGAAAGAUUGACUGGUGAAUAACGCCAGGAUUGUGAUGGCAAAACUAGUUUAAACGCUAUCGACUGUCACCAUGGUCGAGAUGUCCAUGAGGCGACGGGAGGAGAUUGGUAUAGACGCCGCAGAGGGAUAGGCACGAUCAACGUGCAUAAAAUCAUUGGUAUCGAGACCAUCUUCGUCGAGGUCGCUCCCGUCGUCGCCGUUCGUGUUGUUAACAGCACUCCACCGACG